This is a messenger RNA of Osmia lignaria (orchard mason bee), 7275 nucleotides long. RefSeq lists its product as uncharacterized. The record is from RefSeq and is a predicted model, not a curated record. Gene Ontology annotation, molecular function: protein dimerization activity. Lineage: Eukaryota; Metazoa; Arthropoda; Insecta; Hymenoptera; Megachilidae.
GUAAUAUGAACGGUGUAUAUUGCAAAAAGACCGCCGCGACCAUAAAGCGCUCAGCCAUCUAGCAGGAGUUCAUUGAAACUAUUGACAAAAUCGGUAAAGAAGUUAAAAAAGAGAUAGAAGAAAAUCGAUAGAUGGCGGCUAGGUUUAAAUGAUUGUCGCGGCCCUCGACAUCGGUCCGGCAGAAGUUUUUAUUUCGCGUAUUUCGCGAUCGGGUCAUCUGAAGGAUCGAAAUGUCAGAAAUUCGGCAGGAAUCCUCGAGCUUGUGUAAUGUCAGCCAGAAGUGACGCAUCUGCGCUUUUCGCAGCGCGUACUUCACGCAAAACGAUGCCAAAAGGAUAAAUUAUGCCUCGAAAAGAGAACACCAAAGCGAAAACAUGGGAGCGAGACAGAAGAAAACGUAUGAACACAUACUUCAAAACUUUGGCAGAUCUUUUGCCGCCGAAUCAGGAGGGUCGGAAACGGAACAAGGUCGACAUCCUGAUCCAGGCCUCAAAGUACAUCAAAGACCUCCAUAACCGUACCGAGGAAUUGUUUUUGGCUCAUGCUUCGGAAGCGCACAAGGAAGAAUUGGCCCGUCUGAAAAAGCUUGUGACUCAGCUUUUCUCUCGUACCCAGUUAUUAUCUACACUUUUAAAGGAAGCUGGAAUAUCUGUACCUGCAGAACCGGCACUUGAAAAGAUAUCUCCUUUAAAAUGGUCUAACAAGAUCAAUGUAGAAGAUGCAGAGAACUACUUCAAUAAAGUAGAAGAAAUAAAAAGCUCUGAAAGCAAGAGGGAAAAGUCUGCAGAACUUAAAGUGCCUUCUAAAAGGAAAUCAGUUAAUUCUUCUAAUUCGUCUAGUAAAAAGUUAAUGGAAAAUAGCAACGUUUCUAAGGAUGUGAAUAACUCCAUUGAGAAUCAAGAGAAUGAAGCCCACUGUGUAAAUAGUAAAGACGAUAAUGCUGAUGCAACAGGCAAUGUAUCAGAAACUGGUUCGAAAGAAUCGGAAUGCUGCCAAACUAACACAAGUUCCAAUGUAGCGGUCUCUCGUCCCGUGAACGGUAAAACAAACAGUGCAUUGCAGAAAGUAGAAUCCCAGAAAAAGGUAAAAAGGAAAACGAAAAAGAAGGACGAGAAAAAAUCGUCAACGCCAUGUGUAAAUAAUUCGGUAACUAGUCUGACUCCAAACACUCUCAUUUUGUCCGGCGGUAAAUUAAUGCCUCUGGUAACUCCUAUGACAUCAAAUAUCAUUGUAAAUACUCAACAACAACCUGCGAAUCCCAUAAUCCUUGGUAACGCUCAACAAAAUCAAAUGAUCGUUAUGCAACCGUUGACGAAUCGUGUACAAAAUCCUGUCGUUUCAAUUUGUAAUCAAACCUUAAUCAAUACUGUACAAAAAGUUACGUUGAACACGGUGCCAAGCAUCCGCGCUAACAUGGUCGUCGAUUCCCAGAAUUGGGCGUCGAAUGUAAAGAAUAUAAUCAACGCGACAAAAAUCGGUGGUCACAAAGGUAUCUUGCCAAAGGGUAAAGAAGUUACGAAAACUACAAUGACCUACAAAGUUCCUAUUCCGGCUGUCCAUAAGGAAAAAUUGGAGAAAUCGAAAGAACACACCACUAAGAAAGACACUGACGUUAAAUUAAAAGUUAGUAAGAAUCAUACUAAAAAUGUUAAGAAUCAGCAGGCUGCAGAAACAACGGAAAAGAAAAAUGAAAAAGAAAAGAGCGUGGAAAGUACUGAGAAUCAAAAAGGAUCCCUUAAGCGUCCUUCAAAUGCGGAAGCUGACUCCACAGAUGAACCUGUCGAUAAAAAACGGAAGAUUAAUGAAAACAGUGAAAGUACCGUUCAAGUACAGACAGUAUCUGUUUCAAAAUCAGAUUUUACCGUGACCUGUAAAUCCAUUGAAAGCUUAAAGCACGUGAUAGAGAAGAUAGGCGAAGAUACGAACGAAGGAAAGGAGAAAGGUAAUUGUCCUGCUCAAUCAGGGGACAAGGAGUCGUGUAAUGAAACGAACGUAGAGUGUUCGGUUUUAUUGAGCACCAAUAGUGUAAACCAGGAAGACGUCAAUGAUUCUUUAAAGUCUGCAGACGUGUUAAAACAGGACAGCGUUCAGAAAACCGCAGACACCUCAUCGCCAGUCACUUUCACAGAGGAGCAUCUGAAAUCUAGCAGCGAGACGAUAGCAAUUUCUCCUGAAACAGGCUUCAAUAUUCCUGUAGAUGAUACGUUAGAAAAGUCCAAUAACGAUAGUGGUCGUUCCAACUCUAAAUCACCUUUGACAGAAGUUGAAGAGGCGGUCGAAGAGUCUGCAGAAUCUAAGAAGAUGAAAGAUGUGUGUAAUCUUGGCACAGAGUUUGACAAUCUGUUAGAAGUAACACCUAAAGAGGCGGAGGCUGUUGAAGGAACAACCAACUUGGAGAGCAAUAAAAUUAUUCUGAAUCUUGAUACAAACACCACGACGACCUUAAAGCCAGAAACUAAUACUGCAGUUCAGACUUCAGACGCUGCAACGUCGUCGUCGUCGUUGCUUCCAGUGAACAUAGUAGAGGAUGACUCCAAGCUUAUUAAAACAUCAAAAGAUGAAGUAUCGAAGACAUCUCUGUCAUACAAUACAGAAAAUUCUUUUGUGCCUAUUGGCAGCAGAGCUGACGGUCUUCACUCGGACCUCUCGAACGACAUAUUUGCCUCUCUUCAAGUUCCUUCAAGUUCGCACAACCCAGAAUCAAUAUCUCCUACCGCAGCAUUCCUAAUGGCUUUUCCAUUGGUAUCCUCGUUAAAUGGUAAAACUGAGGUUCUGGAAGAGGAGAUGAAAGAAGACUUCAAGUACCACAGUCAAACUCCACCCAUGCUGCUGCAGAUUGGAGCCAUGGAACCCAACAGUUUCAAAUUAAAGACUACAUCUCCCUCUCAUGCUAUUGCUGAGAAACGUCUGAAGGUGAAUUACGAAGAAAAGAAGAGUGUGAAUCCCCCUGUAACCGAGGCAGUGAACUCGGACCUGAUUGUCUCUGUAGAAUGCAGUACAACCACGAAAGUCCUACCCAAGGUGGUGAGCAACGAACCUCUUAGAGAACCUUACAAGAUCGUGCAAAGUGUAUUGGCACCUUCUUUGGAGAAGCCUGCUUCAUCGAGCUCCUUCUCUCAGACCCUGUACUCAAUUGCAAGUGUAUCAGGCACUACUUCAAUUGCCACCAGCUCAGACACUGGACAUAAUUGUCAGAACCAGCUCACAACCAGCUUGCAGAAUGCAAUUACCAGCAGUGAAAACGUUGCUACUCAAAUUGGCACUGUUUCUAUAUCUAAUAAAACAGAGCAGACUAACUGUCCAGUUCAAGCAUCUACCUGUGACACUAAUGUCCGGUAUUCUAGCUCUCAAGAUUUUCUAUCAACCUACUCGACGAUUGUUGACAACAAUCUUCCCAACCUGCAGCAGAAUUCAACAGUCUGCAGUAGUGCAUCAAUUCAGGAAACAAAUUCUGCCUCACUGAAUCAGAAUGUAACAGCUGAUGUAUCUCAGGCACCCAUGGUUCCUCAUUUGACUAACACAACAACCACCACAAAUUCUACAUCUUUGCCUUUGCAGUCCAUGCAGAUGGAUUACACGUCCCAGAUGAAGGAGAAAAAUUCUGAUAGUUCUCGUAUAGCCUAUGAGAUCCAUGGUAAGGAUCCUCUGAUAGAUUCCAAUAUUGUGCCCAACAACAGACUCAAUUACACUGGGCACAUAGACAGAGUUCUUCCAACAUCCUCUCAGAACAUCCAGCAAGAGUAUUCCAUGCAAUCUAAAGAUGCUUCUCUAUCUGUUCUAUCUUCACAAGGUAUGCAGACCGUUUACGAAUCGCAACCCAAAGACACUCAUGUCCUGUCCACGCAGCAGAAUACUCAUCAGAGUUACACGGUGCACGAGAAAGAUCACAUUAUUCAGAAUACCCAUAACGAUUACACAGUGGAUCAAAAUAAGAAUCUAUCUCGAAAAGAUCCGAUACCGUACUCGUCGGGAAACACAAGCGCGUCCAAUAGAAAUCAAAGUUAUUCUACGAAGGAGUCGAUGCCAAACUCCUCUGAAGCUCAUUUUCAACGCAGCUUUCCAAAGAUGACCAAGGAUUCUGAUUCUUCGGUUACUAAUGCAGAGCAGGAUGCGAAGUUGAACGAGGUACUGAGGUCGAAACCGCAGGAACCACAGGAUCAUGGACGCGACACGAAUUACACAUCAUCGAAGAAGAUAGACGUUGAUCCCUUUGUUCAGACGUUCUCGUACGGAGUGAAAGAGUCGAUGAGCACGCAGGCUGAUCAAAAUGUAUUAAAUCAAAACACUGAUAACAUAUUCCAAGGAAAGAGAGAUGAUGCUCAGAGUUAUUCUAAUUACUCCAAUAAAGAUACGAAGAAGAUUAAUACCAGUUCGUCGAACAAUAUGAACGGUAAACCUCUGAUACAAAAUACAUCUGUUAGUCGUUAUUCUCAGCAGUCGACUUCCUUUGUGGCUACCUCUAAUUACGAGAAUAGUACUGUCACCGAGAACCACGCAAAGUCGACAACCACUGUCGCUCAUAAUUCUUCCAAUUUCAGUAUCCUGUCGUGGACCACUUUCUCACCGGUUAGCGGAGGAGGUGGCAACAAUCUUGUACAGUUUGACCAAGGGCCAAAUCAAACAGACAACACAGAGGCAAAGACAAUCUGUGAAAAUUACAGUUACGUUCCUUUGCACAAGGAAAAUUCAAGUUUCUCAAACGUUUUGAACAAUGAUGUCUAUUCAACGAAUUCAUCAAUGAAUAAUGUUGACAAGUCCAGGAUGAAGACUGGAAUGGAAGCACAGAAACAAUCCUUCGUGGACCCGACGAAAACAAGAAAUAUUCAGACUAAUGUCCCUGGCAAACAGAGUCGCAUGCAAAAUCAAAGCCAAACCUCGUCAGGUAACAAUGAUUACAACAAGUACGGUACGGAAAAUAAAAAUAAAUCCAAGUAUGGUAUGGAGUCAGACUAUAUUCAGAAUGAAUAUUCUGGAAUGGAUCAACAGCAGCAGCAACAUGGACAGAAAAAUCAUCAGACCAUGGCUACCAAACACGACAAAGCUGUAUAUCCAAUGUCUGGUUAUGAUUCCCAGGUGAACUUUGAUUUACCCGAAGUCAGCACCCAGAUGAAGUACUCUGCGGAGGCUUAUGCUGGCUCCAAUUUUAAAUACCCUGAUAAAUCACAGCAACAGAGUCAGGCCAAGUAUCAGCCUCUAGUUCAGGGACAAAUUCCUUCCCUUCAACACGACAGUGUCACGUACAAUAACAGUGGUAAACAUGGUCAGCAGCAGAGUGGUACAAAGUCAAAAGGAAAUCAGCAGCAACACGCGAUUAGAGCACCCGUGAAUUGGAUGAUGACACCAGAAAUUAAGCAUAACACAAACAUAGCUGACAUCAUUUUACCACCCAUUGGUAAGGAGCUGGAAUUCUGCCAGAAUAAUCUGUUUGCACAAACACCGUCCUACAAUCAAGGAACGCCAAAUCAGUUUUACAAUAACUAUGAUGUCACCGCACAUGGUUUCCCCAAUUUACCGGUUUUGCAAGGUGAACCGAAGAGAACCUCAGAGGUGUUUUAUUCAGAGGAACAACCAUUUCCUUGGUCUCCUACAAAGACUAGCGUUCACGUUGAACAGAGUCAGUCAGUCAAAGGCAUAGAUCAACAUAUUGUCCCAUCCAGUCUUCCAACCUUGGUCGGUGAUCUGGACUUGGGUACCAACAUACCCGAGAAACAGAACUUCCUGUUCAGUCAAGUGCCAUCUAGGGUUCCACCCGAUCAGAGCAAAGACCCUAAUAAGGAUAAAGAAGGGAACGUCGCAGGACGUGAUUUUCAUACUGUGCUGAAUAAUCAGACUGUUCAACACCCAGGGGCUGGAUCCUCCUUCCUUUCUGUGAGUCAGCUGGUUGAACACGAGAAGGCUGAAAAAUCCCAUCAGCAGCAUCACCAGCAGCAACAUCAUCAUCAUCAUCACCAUCACCAUCACGCCCAUCAACAUCAACAGCAGCAGCAGCAGCAGCAACAACAACAGCAGCAGCAGCAACAGCAGGCUAGGAAACAUCAGAGGAAAAGUAAUGCUAGUCCUAGAGGCAACAGCAAACGUCAGAUGGAUAUUCGAAAACAAAAUUCAGGAAACGAUCACCUGCAUCAAAGGCACGAAGAGCAGAAGUCAUCGGGUCAUACAUUCCCCGAACAAGGAUAUCAGCAGCAACAGAAAUAUCAGCAGAAUAAUAUUCAUUGGAGAAGUAGAAAUUGUAAGAGCAAUUAUACCGCAGAGGCAUUGAUAGGAACUAAUAGCAGUGUUCACGAUACAAAUCAAGAUAAACAUCCCUCCAUCAAGUUCUCUACUAAUUAUUCUCAGAACAAGUUUCAAACCAGUUUGCCCACCGCAGACGCUGUCAUGCCUAUUAAUUAUUUCUCGAACGCAGACGAUGGAAGUGGCUAUGGGCAAAUGGUCAAUCAGAAUUUCAAUUCAUAUAGCUAUUCCUCGAACACGAAUAUCUAUCCUACUUCAAACUUCAUCACCAGCAUAUCAAACACACCUACCAGUUACAUGAUGCCGUUGCACGACAACACCGACUACAUGGAAGCAAACGCUUUCCUUUUAUCAAAUGUGACCGUGUCCUCGUCCAACUCUUCGUCAACUACGUCCACUGUAACGACUUCAACUUCCAAUGUGAACAGCAAUGCAAAGAAUCAUCAGCAUUACGGGAAGCACCAGAACUGCGACAAAAGAACUUAUUCCACUAACGUGAAGAAGGGGAAAAGGAAAGGUAUCGAUGGAACGAUGCAGAACUUGGAAUUUCCUCUUUCCGGUAUCAAUUCGCCGUUGGAAGAUUAUCAUCAUUCGACUACGUUUUUACCACCGCCUCCGCCACCGCAUGCUAGCCCUCUUUAUCAAAAUCAUCCACAGGCAAAUGUGUACACAAAAGCUGUGAAUGGAUUACCACCUCCACCGUCUGUAGCCGGUCCUCAGGGUGUACCGACGGUGGCUACAGCUGGUUUCCCGAUGAAUCCAAACAUGCCAAGGGGUGGAAUCGUUGCCAGUAAUCCAAUGACUAUGAGCCAUCAUCCCUCGGGCACUAGUCUCACCAACUUCAACUUGAGCACCAUUUUUCCAGAGAUGAACGAUAAAAUUACAGGAUACAAGCCACCGAAUGGUAUACCUCCUGGUUUACCACAGCCAUCGAACCAGUCUGCAGCUUAUACGCAAAGGUCCAAUUAUCCAACGAAUCCCCUCUGUCAUUUGCCACAGGUUUGUUUCACAGAUGAAGAAACAAAUGUCUUGAAACUAAAGUAA